GACGCGAAAGGAUAGCCGGGAGCAGUGUGAACUCUGAGGUAUCAUAACAAAAAUAAAGGCAUGAUUGAGUGGGUUUCGGGUAUUUGGAAGCCCGACAAGUGAAUCUGUCAACUCGCUCUUUUUUUCCGCCUUUGCAUAAUCCCAGUUACUUUAAUCGAAGCAUGAGUGAUUCGCAGAGAAGCAGUUAUCACAGCACCUACAGCUCUCAAACGCUGUUUGACGACGAUAUUGACGAUGAUCAAGCUUUGAAUGACGAUAUUCAGACUGCUUUUGCAAAUAAAGACAGCAUUCUGUUUGCUAUUGACUGCGGGCCGACGAUGCUGGUUCCCGAUGCCAGCGGCAAAAUACCUCUUCGCGUCGCGUUUGCAUGUGUUCAAUCCGUGUUGAUGAACAAAAUCUUUAGCAGCGAAUCAGAUCUCGUGGGCGUCUUACUGUUCAGCACAGAAAAGAAAAGGAACGCCGCCAAUCACGAUCAUAUCUAUGUUCUCCAAAAUCUGGAUGUACCCGACGCUCAUCGCAUCAAGGAAAUGGAAGCACUGGCAAAAGGACCAACCGACUUUGAAAAGGAAUACGGAUCGACCAAAGAAGAAUAUCCAUUCGGCAACGUAUUCUGGACAUGCACAGAUCUCUUUGCAGCAAGCACGCAGAAAAAGGGCACACGACGUAUCUUUCUUAUCACCAAUACAGACAACCCGCACGCAGAUAAUGCGAAUUUGCGUAAUUCCGCAAUCCGACGAGCCAAGGACUUGUGGGAUGUGGGGAUCCGUAUCGAGUUGUUUGGUCUGGAUCAAUCCGACGGUCAUCAUUUCGACUACAAACUAUUUUAUUCAGAAAUCAUGGCAAUGGAAGAUGAAGAAGCAGAUGGUGAUGACGACGAAAGCCGAUUGGAUUCCAAAGACUAUCAAAGUUCAAUGAAUAAGCUGGAAGAGUUGAUGCAAAAGAUCAGACGCAAAGAAGUGAAAAAACGUUCUCAAUUUCGCAUUCCCUUCCAUCUUGCGGAAGGCUUGACGAUUGGUGUACGAGGCUACGCUAUUGUCAUGGAACAGAAAAAGGGCACCCCUAAAAAGGUCGUGACGAGCGGUCGGCAACUCUUGGAAAUCGAUACGCAAACCACCUGGAAAUGCGCAGAUACAGAUCAGUACUUGCUUCCAUUUGAUAUCAAAUACUACUAUGCUUAUGGUGGCGAAAAUAUUGUUUUUACCAAGGAAGACUUGCAAAAGGUUCGCAACUUUGGCGAUCCAGGUUUGGUGCUUAUUGGUUUCAAGCCUCGUGCAUCCUUGUUACCUUACUAUAACAUCACGCAUCCUUACUUUAUCUAUCCGAAUGAAACAGACUAUGAAGGUAGCACAAGAACUUUCUCGGCUCUCCUCCGGACCAUGGUCAAACUCGAUCAAAUCGGCAUUUGCUCUUUCUUCCGCCGCACCAACUCGCUUCCUAAACUCGUCGCUCUCUAUCCACAGCCAGAAGUCCUGGAUAAUAAUCAAGUUCAGAUAACUCCGCCUGGAUUUCACUUGAUUACGCUACCUUUUGCGGAUGACAUCCGACCUCUGCCUGUCGAACAAACCGCUGAUGCCAAUGUGGAUGAAAUUGAUGCUGCCAAGAAAUUUGUGGAAAAAUUAUCAUUUAAUCAAGGAUUCGAUCCUGCCGCCUAUGAAAAUCCUUCUUUGCAACGCCAUUAUGCUACAUUACAAGCUAUUGCGCUUGAAAAGGAAGUCGAUGAAAUUGAGGAUCGAACAUUGCCCAAUACCAAAGUUAUUCACGAGCGAUUGGGCAAGGAUAUCGAACAUUUCAAGACCCUGAUCGGCCAAGAUAUGGAAAUUGAACCUGAAGCUCCGAAGCGCAAAUCACAGGGCGAAUCAACCUCGAGCAAGCGAGCUAAAGGUGCGCUGAGUGUGGAAGAUCAUUGGCGGGACCAAAGUUUGGAUAAGUGCCUCGUGGCGGAACUAAAGACUUGGCUGAAGGAGAAUGGAGUAACGCCGAAAGCACGAAAAGCAGAUUUGGUUCAGCAGGUGUCAAAGCUUUUGGAAUCCCGUCACGCUUGAUCGGUUGCCUUUGGUUCUUUUUUUUCAUAUCGCCUUGAUCAACCGCAGAAUUUAUAAACUCAGCCACGAGACCAUCCGAGACCCUUUGGAGAAAUUUUUAGUCAUAGGCUAACAAAUUUUUUCAUAUAAAAAAAAAGGGUUGGGCGCAUUGAAAAUAAAAAUAAAAAAAAAGUUUU
Radiomyces spectabilis is the source of this 2218-nucleotide messenger RNA. Its product is annotated as SPOC like C-terminal domain-containing protein. Gene Ontology annotation, cellular component: Ku70:Ku80 complex; nucleus. The transcript is spliced from 16 exons. The coding region runs from base 162 to 2042 and encodes 626 amino acids. Gene Ontology annotation, molecular function: telomeric repeat DNA binding; DNA helicase activity; damaged DNA binding. NCBI's taxonomy places the organism in Eukaryota, Fungi, Mucoromycota, Mucoromycetes, Mucorales, Radiomycetaceae. Gene Ontology annotation, biological process: telomere maintenance; double-strand break repair via nonhomologous end joining; cellular response to gamma radiation. The record is from RefSeq and is a predicted model, not a curated record.